AUGUCUGUCUCUGAAUUUGCUGAUUUUAUUCAAAUCCUGCAGGAAAUGAAGGAUUACAUACAGGAAGUUACUUAUGACCAAAUGUCCUCUGCAGCAGCAGUGCAUGAAGCAAAGGUAAAGGCCACCUUAAAUGUGAGCUUAGCUUUGUCUUCCUUUCUGCAAGCUUUACGGGAGAGAGAGAAGAGAGAUAUCGAACUGUUAUUACUCUCAAUUGCAGCCAAUGCAGGAUACCGGGUGGACAAUUGCACUUUUCAGUAUCUCCUCGGGUGCCCAGAAAUUAACUUCAUGUUAAAAGAAAUGCAAACGGCACACGAGGAAUAUUUGAGUCACAGGGAUCAAAAUGUUUCCAGAGCUCAGGCUUUCCUGCUGUUGACAGGUCUGACAGUGACAGCUGAAUUCAAAGAUGUAACUCCGGAGGAGAAGAAUAAACGUUUAACUUUUAUGAAACAUCACAUGGGAAAAUUACUCUCUGCUGAAAUAGCAAAUGUUCUCAGAAAGCACAGUGAACGGAAUGAUUGGGACAUACUGGAAAAAGACUUAAAUUGCCUUUUAAAUGGGGAUUUUGAAGCCGCAAAGGAUAAUUUGCAGAAACGGGAUAUAAUAAAAGAACUAGAAGACAUCUGUCAAAGAGCAAAACCAUCAAAAUUAGAACCGAAAGAGCAAUCUACUGAUGCUGAAAUAUAUGAACCUAUUGAAAACCAAGAGUUCCUUAAUUUACUGAAGCGACUUGGACUUGAAAAGUACUAUCCAAGGAAAAUGGGGACAGACAGUUUCCAUAUAAUUUACAAGACUUCUUUACAUGACAGCCAGCCCAGCACCGAGGAUAAGCUGCCAUUUUAUUUUUUGCAAAAGCUGUUAAUGGUGGACUAUCGGGUCAGGUAUUUGGUUUAUAAGGAUGACGGUAAAACAAAACAAGAUAUAACAAGGGCAUUGAACAUGAACACCACAGACAAAGAGAGUGAAUUCUCAGAUACAUUUGAUGACUUUUUUGAUGAUUUUAGUGAGGGAGCCAAUGAAUCUGCUACACAUCAGGGACACAUACACCCAAUGGAUAUCCAGAUGGCAAUUUUUCAUUGUGCAGAUGAUUUCAUGAGACAAUAUGUUGCAACAAAGCUGGCUUUCUGUCAGUUUGCACUCCCACUUCUGGUGCCAAAUCCUUGUACUUCACAAAUAGAAUUCCCUCUUUGGACCCUUAACCAAGUUAAAAAGAGCUGGAAAAGUACUGAGAAAUCAGGAGUUGAGAGUACCAUUCAAAAUUAUAAAAACAAACUGAUUUAUCAAGCAGAUACACCUGUGGUGUCCUUCACACAGAUUGGCAAUUCACCUCAUUGCUCUAAGUCUCAGAUCCUGAAUGCUCUGCUGAGUAAGCACAAACAUGACAUUUUUUUCCACCGUCACUGUAGAGGCAGCAGCAAAGAUUGUGUCCUGAUGAACGGGGUUGUGGAAAUCUCCUGGUACUGUCGAGGAGGAAAGGAUGAUGACAGAUUUAAC
Molecule: messenger RNA, 1491 nt
Organism: Chelonoidis abingdonii (Abingdon island giant tortoise)
Lineage: Eukaryota; Metazoa; Chordata; Testudines; Testudinidae
Source: RefSeq, a predicted model, not a curated record